CACGUCACACCCGCACACCAUAGACACACCCUCGUCCAGUAUCUCUCGUCCCGCAUCGACAUCCACACGCACACUCGCCUCCCCCGGUAACAAACAAUCAGGCCCGGCUUUCUUAAGACUGUCCCCCCAAUAUUACAGUCGUGAACUUCUGCCUCGACCUAGCCUGGGCCAGACAUCCCCGGACAACAUUGACUAGACACCGCUUUGCUUUGCGUCUUUACUUCGUUGCCUUUCUCUCUUAUCACUUUCGAGAAAGCUCGUGUGGCGGACUGUCUGUUCUCGGCUGUCGCCGUUUAUGCCAUUUUCCCUCGAACGAUCCAGCGCAGCGCAGUGCAGCAGCACGCGUUCCUACUAUCGGCAUCGAUUUACGUUCCUCCCCAAUACCCACUCACAUUCCACGGCUUCUUAGCCUGAACUCACCAUCGCUCACCCGGCUUCGAACUACGUUCCUGUCGUUGAGUCGCUCGGUUCGAGAACAAUGGCUCCCGUGGAGCGUGAAGCUUCGAGAGAUGCGGAUCGCCCGCUGAGACAUCAGCAUUCAAUGUCCUCUGAUCAAGGCAGAGCCCUGGUACCUAUGUGGGAUAGCUCAGAUCCCGACAGGGCCCCGCCGCCCUUGCCCUUGAAUCCGCAGUCGCCCGUCACAACCUCUAGAAAAGGGACAUCGGCUGCCAUCCAGUCUGCUCAUGCGGCCUUGACUGAAAGAGCGCGCGAAAGCGCCAUGGUCCCUGGCCCGUUGACGAAGCGUAGCACCGACAUCUCACCGGAGCGCUCUCUUAUCAAAGGAUCCCAUCAUAAGCGAAUGCAGUCGCUGCAACCAGGAAGCGUCAGAGACCUUAGCUUACUUCUUGAGAGUGGUCAGCAGUCCAACCCUCCGUCGCCGACAAAGUCUCCCGAGCGAACGACCCGACCCUCAACUCCUGGAGCCAACAGAAGGGACAGCUUUGCCGACUCGAGGAGAGACAGCUUCGCAGAUAGCAGAAGGGGUAGCUUCGUUGACUCGAGACCGACGGAGAGGGAGGCCACAACACCGUCCUCAGUCACGAGCCAGACCCCAGUUGUGCGCCCGGCAUUCAAGAGACAACAACAGAGUAUCUUGGGUGAAAACCCUCCUCCACAAUCUGCGACCAUGCUUGCCAUACAGAAUAUGCCGCUUCAGGUCCAACAAGAAAAUGAGAACGCCCUUGGGAAUGUAGCCAGCGGUUCCAUCAACGCCGUCGUAAGAGCUCCUCAGCAGGUCGAGGCUCUCUCGGGGCAGAUCUUGAGUCUCACCAGCAUUGCCACAGCUCUGCAAAAGGACAUGGCCCAACUGAGUCGACGAAGUCGGGACAAUGCGACUGACUUGCUGAGCCUGAAGGAGGCCACCAAAGCCCGGGACGAGGAUAUUCGCAAAAGCCUGCGCGAACUCAUCAACAAUGCUCAGGACGCCGCCGCAAGCAGCAGGCCGAGCUCCCGAGACCCCUUCGUCAACAGCUUGUUCGUCGAUAGCAAGCCUCACCACACGUCUCCACCCCCGAGCAAGGCCGCCCGCCCCUUUUCCCUGCCCAGAAUUCCAUCACCCAACAGCUUUGCAGCAUCAAUCGACCGAGACAACUUGAGCACGCCCUCACUAUGCAACUCAGAAUCUCCGGCCACAAUAGCCAUACUCGACAAAAUCAUCAAAGACAUGGGCACAAAGGAGGGUCACGACCUUCUUCUCGCUCGUUUGACAGACGUUGCCGAGAAGCUAGCUGGCGUUGCCCCGGCAUCGAAAGUAGAUGAGCUCAUUCAGCUCGUCAAAACUAAAUCGGACGAUGCUAUGGUAGCCCGAGGCGGGGGCGGUGGAGGGGACGGCAGCUCUAAGCGACCCCGCGCAGCUGGCUUCGACGAUGAUUCUAACAGCAUGGACUUCGACUUUGACCCCGGAUACGCCAGUCAGCUGACCCAUCGAUCCGAGAGAGCAUUGCACAAUGAACCUUCCGCACGCACCGCGGCCCUGUCCGCUAACGCCUCAGAGCUUGUCAGCGACGAAGUGCUCAAGAUUAUCCGCACCGUCAAGGACAGCGUCGCCCAAGGAGGCGGCUUGACUGCAGAGGUAAAGGCUCUAGUUCGUGAGCUUCGUGGAGAGGUCCUGGGCAUGGGGAGGGAGAUCGGCAGGAGACUGGACGAAGUCAACACACAGCCUAUGUCUGCCGAGCCAUCAGCCAACAACGAGGACAUCUCAAGGAUCGUCCACGAGGGUCUCGAUCAGAUGAGAGAGCACAUGGAUGAGCUUCUCCGUGAGCACCGCCGCCAGUCUUCUGCCUCUGCGUCGUCAAGAGCAACCCCGGUUGACUACCAGGAAAUUUACAACGCCAUGAGAGCGGCACUCCGAGACUCGCAGGCCUCGCAGCAGAAAGAGCCCGAUCUACGCCGGGAAGAUGUCAUUGAAGCUGUGAGGGUUGCCUGGGAGAGCUACAAGCCAGAGAUCGAAACCCAUGAUCCGGGACUCGGACGAGAAGAGAUCUUGGAAUAUCUCAAGGAGGGCCUACAGGACUACGUCGGCCAGGACGAACAACAUGUUGGAGCCUCUCGAGAGGAGGUAUUUCAGGCUGUGGUCGAAGGUCUCAAGCACUUCUCACCGCCGCGCGUGGAUACGCCCGCCAGCCUUUCCCGGGAUGAGAUUCUCGAAGCUGUCCGCGAAUGUUUGGAGGAGUUUGAGUUUCCUGUUGCACCCUCAGCGUUCACCCAGGAACUUACCCGCGAUGACAUGCUUCAUGCGGUCAAAGAAGGCCUGAGCGGAUACGAUCUGCCAACCGCCGGGGCUCUUGUCCCUCACCAACACAACAACGAGGAGAUCGUCACUCGACUGCAGGAUAUCCUCGAUUACAUGCGUGGCGAGUUCCGCGCUGUGACAGAUGAUGCGAAGCGAAAUGCCGCAGCCAACGGCCGUGACACGGAGCACAUCAUCGAUACGACGAAGGACGGACUGGAAAAGUUGCGUGCCGACAUGCAGGAGUACAUCAGCCACCUAAGCGGCACUGCCGGGCAAGAAGAGGUCACGCAGACCUUGCUUGGAACUUUGGACACCUUUAGGGACGAGAUGGCUUCGCUGGUCGAUCGUGUCUCGAGCGAUUCAAGGUCGACGAUAGAGAGCCACAUGGAGUCACUGCGGGAUACUGUCAACUCCUCCAUGGUUCCAGCCACUCCACAAGUCAACCAGAAAGAGAUCAUCGAGGCUGUGCGAGAUGGCAUCGACAGCGUUCGUACUGAGCUGCGCCGACCUUUUGCUGGAGUUACCGACAUCCUGGACGCCCUCCACGAUGGCCUGACGGACCUGCGCAUCAGCAUCGACAAGGUUGCCAACCGGCCAGCGGACCUUACCGCUAAUGACGAGAUUCUGGAUGCGCUGAAGUCCGGGCUUGACAAUGUUCGCUCGGAGAUUGAUGGUCUCCGGGAGCAACAAGACCAAAACGACAAGGCCUUGACAACAAUGCACGCUGGCGCCGUCGUCACAACAGAGAGUAUCAAACAGGACGACAUCAAAAACCUCGAGGUACUCAUCACUCAACUGCGCAUUAAGAUUGAGGCCAUGGAGCCUGCAAGCGUAGAUGCUGUGGCCAAGGACGACCUUGCACGCAUGGAAGACAUGCUUCGCUCCUUGCAGGAGUCCGCAUCGAAGGAUGACAUUCUUCGCCUCGAAGACAUGCUUCGACUCGUCCAAGAAUCGGUCUCCAAGGAUGAGACUUCCCGUAUCGAGGAGGUCUUACUCAACGCUCAGGAUUCGGUGUCCAAGGAAGAUGUGGCACGCCUAGAGGAAGCAAUCCUACACAUUCAGGAGUGGGUCAAGUCUAAAGAGAGUCCCGUCAGCACAGAUGCUGCCACAAAGGAGGAUGUCCAAGCUAUCGAGACCAUUCUGCGUAACACCAAAGGCCGAUUGGAUGACCUCAUUGAUAACGAACAAGCUGUGCGGAAGGAGCACCUUGACAGCCUCGAGAACACCAUACUGGAAACCAGGGAGACUAUUAACCUCAUCACCACCCAAAUGGAUAGUCUCUCGAAGAAAGACGAUGUGACUGCCGUCGAGGCUCUCGUAACGCAGGUUGCCGCAGGCUUCGAGGAGAUGAAGGAGAACGCCGCCAAACAACUUGAGGAUCCUGAGCGUGUUACAAAAACCGACGUCGAGGCCGUUGAAGCCGUUUGUCUCGACAUCAAGAACGUCUUCGACCAAAUGCUCAAGACAGACCUGGCCACACUUGCCAGCAAGGAAGACCUGAAAAAGACAGAAGCGGCCUUGAAGGAACUCAAGAAUCCUCUGGCGGGGUUGCAGGACGGACUGCAAGAGGGUCUCAAGGCUCCGUUGGAUGAGUUGAAGACCGAACUGAAGACGCCGUUGGAAGGACUCAAAACUCCGCUUGAGGAUCUCAAGGCCAGGCUCGACGCCCUCAUUGAAUCGCAUGACCAAGGAGGCGAAGACCGACAAGCCGAGAUUGUUGGCGUCAGCGAACGAGUCACUGAAGUGAAGACCUUCCUUGAGGAGUUCCAGGGCCUGAUCAAGAGCAAGCUCGAAGAGGGUGCCACAGGAAUCGAAACGCUUGCAAAGCUUUUCGAAGGCGUUUCAACAACCGUGGAGAACAACGCGACCGUCGGUCAGGAGCUGAGGGACCUCACCGACUUGAUGAAACUGGAAUUCGAGGAGUCCAAGGCCGGUUUGGUCGGCGCCAAGUUGGAGUCAGACGAGAAGUUCCAGCAGAUGACCGAAGCGCUGGCCACUAAGAUCGACGAGAAGGUCGCAGAGCUGAUGACCAAGUACGAUGAAUUUCACGUUGCUCUUGACGACCGCGCAAAGGCGGGGGAAGCCCGGGAUGCCAGCACUGAAGAGGCAGUUCUGGGCACCAGAGCCGUGGCCGAGGAACUCAAGUCCCUCGUCGAUACGCUUGGCGCUGCAGUCACCGACUCGAUGGAAAAAAUGGAGGAGGCGUCCAAGACAGUGUUCAUCAAGGUUGAGGACCUCAUGACCAAGUCCGAGGAGAACCACACGGACGGCAAGGCAGACCACCAGCAGACUCGAGAUCACUUGAAGCAAGCUGUGGAGGCCGUUGAAGGCCUCCAAGGGCAGGUCGGAGAAAUUCAGCCCCAAAUCCUCGAGUCCGUCAAGGACAUCUUGACGAUUGUCGGUCAGCACUACGACUACGCCAAAAUCUCAACGAACGACAUUCAGAGAACCAUCGAAGACGCCAAACCAGUUGAGCUGGCACUCCCGCCGAUCCCCGAAAAGUACGACGACGCCGGUGUCCACGAGAAGCUCGACAAGCUUAUCGAGCACGCUGCAGUCCCGGUCGAGAAGUACGACGACGCGACUGUCCAGGAGAAACUGGACAAGAUUGUCGAGUAUACCUCAGUACCCGUGGAAAAGUACGACGACACUGGCGUCCACCAGAAGCUUGAUAAGCUUGUUGAGCAUUCUCAGGUACCUGUCGACAAGUACGACGACGCACCGGUGCACGAGAAGCUCGACAGAUUGGCUGAGCAUGUUUUGGCUCCCAUUGAGAAGUACAAUGAUGCAGUGGUGCAGGAGAAGCUAGACAAGCUUGCCGAGCAACAGGCGCUGCUGCCAGUCGACAAGUACGACGACGGUAUCGUCCAGGAGAAACUUGAUAAGCUUGCGGAACAACAAGCUCUGAUCCCGAUCGACAAAUACGACGACGCAGUAGUCCAAGAGAAGCUCGAUAUGAUUGCUGAACAGCAACUAUUGAUUCCGACCGAGAAAUACGACGACGCUGCGGUCCAGGAGAAGCUCAACAAGCUGGCUGAACAGCAAUCGCUGAUUCCGACUGAGAGGUACGACGACGCAGUGCUCCAAGAGAAGCUGGACCAGCUUGCCGAAAAGCAGUCUCUGAUCCCGACUGAGAAAUACGACGACGCGGUUCUUCGAGAAAAGCUGGACAAGCUUGCUGAGCAACAGGCGCUGGUCCCGACCGAAAAGUACGACGACGCGGCCGUCCACGGGAAGCUGGACGAGCUUGUCGACCAUAGCCAUGCAGCCGAGAAGGCAUUUUCUCAGCUCGAAACGCUCGAGAAGGUCCAUCAACAGGUCAUCCAGACCGCAGCAGACAUAUCCCUUUUCCUAUCAAAUCAAACCAAGAAAAUCAAGGAGGAGGAGGAGGACCGAGAGCAGGCCCUACAGGAAGUCACUCUUGACUUGGAGCGGAAACUGACUCUCAAGGAGCAAAUCGAGUCAAGCCUGCUAGAUCUGAAGCAGGAAGAAGAAAGGCUCAGAACUUCUGUUGUUGGGCUUCGUACGGAGCAAGAGAGCCUCAUCCGCCAGAAGACAAGGCUGACGGCCGAUGUCUCAUCCCUUGAGACCGCACUGCAUAUUCGUCGGGACGAACUCCACGACAUGGAAACUCGUGCCGAAGGCUUGGAGCGGCGCAUCCUGGAGGGUGUUAUGGACCAUUCUCGAGUCCUCCUUAUGUCCAAGGCGACCAAGGGCCGUGACGCUAUGAGCCGUAAACGUGUCCGAGACCAGAAGCCGGGCCAAGAGAAUGUGUCUCCCGAGAAGCCUGCAUCGCCCGCCGUCAACUUAGCGCUCUCUGCGAAACGCAACCUAAAGCCGCCUGCGCAGACGGGCGCUGCACGCCGCAUCCUGUCCCUUAGUCAAAUCACUAACAACGUCCCAACCGGCGGUGUUCAGCGCAGCCAGAGUGUGAGGACUGCUGGAGCCAAGGGUCAUCGAAAGUCCAGCUGGGCGGGUGGCUUUUCCAAGGGUUAUGGGGACCUCGACAAGGAGAACAUGUCGUUGAAGGAGACUGAGGAGGAAAAUUUGCCAAGUCCCGCGCCGGUGCCCGUGUCCCAUGCUGACCCAAUCGAUGUGGCAGAGUCUCUGGUGGGCGGUGAAGAUCCGAGCGACACGGAGACCUUGCGCCGUAGCAGUCACGGCAGCCGGGUCAGCCGUGGUAGUCGCGGCACGACAGUCGUUACCGAGAGCACCGACAACUACACUGGCGACGGGGACUACUCCGACUACUACGACGACAACCAGAGCGACCUGCAAAGCGAUCUCCAGAGCGAGUGGACAGAGAGCGUCGUUAGCUCAAACGUCAGCUCCAACAUGAGCUCUGAUCUUGGUUCAAAUCUGAGCCAGGAGACUCUCAACAAUGACGUCGUGCUGUACGGGGAAACGGCCUGAAUUGGUGAGGAUGACGAUAUGAUAGGCUUUGACAUGAGCCAUUGACGAGUACUGAAUAACGCAACGGUUGGCGUUCACGGCAGAUUGUAUUAAUUGGAGUGAAGUGUUUUGUUUCUUUUGUCUGUUUCUGUAGCUGGCAGCGCUAGAAUGACCAGUCGAUGUUUUCGGCAUUGUGGAUAGUCAGUUUGUAGGGUUCAGUGGUAGAAUACAAGAGGAGCAACAGAACAAACGUAUCGAGUGUGCGCCACGGUGAAUUUGCUUUAUGCGCCUCCGUGAUCGAGUUGCUAUUUUUCGAGACCCGCCAGAUGUACUUAAAGGGCUGCGAGUGUCAAUUUCCGCGAGUGUGAAAAAGGGUAUGGUUACAAAAAGAUACAGGGUUCAUCUGGGCUCGACAUGUGCAGUCACGACGCUGUCACGAGCCGUCAUUAUGCGGGGGUUUUCCUAAUGAUCUUCUCCUUUCCGUCCAUCCACGGUUGCAAACAGGCCGGGAUUGAAACGGACAUUUCCUUCUCGUUCCAACCGGCCUCCAAAAGAGCAGCCAGCACUCUGGGGACGGCGAGCGCUGUGCCGUUCACGGUCCAGGGGAACGUGAGCUUGCCGUCAAUUUUGGCGCGCGUGGCGAGCCUCCGCGUCUGAUAGUCGGUGCAGAUGCUGGCCGAGGUGACCUCGCCCCAGCCGUCGUUCUGCUGCUGGCGGGAGGGGAAGAAGGCCUCAAUGUCGCACUUGCGCACGGCCGAGGCGCCGAGGUCGGUGGAGGGCAUCUCGAGGACGCGACAAUGCAGGCCCAGGGAGCCGAGGAUCUCGGUUUGAAUGUCGAGCAUCUCCUCAAAGAUAUCGAUCGUCUCGCCCAGGUCGGGGGGCGUCCAGGCGAACAUUUCGACCUUGGUGAACUCGUGCACGCGGUACAGGCCCUUUGUGUUUGCGCCGCGGGCGCCGGCCUCGGCGCGAUAGCAGCGCGAGACGGCGACGCGCUUCAUGGGGAGCUCGGAGGCGUCGAGAGUCGUCUCGGCCUUCAUUCCGGCCAAUGGGAUCUCCGAGGUGCCGGCGAGGGAGAGCUCCGGCUUGCCGCGGUCCGCGUCGGCCUGCGACUGAGCGAGCGCGUAAAUCUGCUGCUCGCCGUUCUGAUCUCGUGGCUGGAACCCGCAAGCCGAGCCGAUGUGGCUGUAUACGAUGCUCGGCGGGGCAACCUGACGCCAGCCGUGUCUCGUGGCAACGGCCAACGCGUACUGGACGAGGGCCUGCUCCAGCUGGGCGGCUUCGUCAAGGAGGUAGUACCAGCCCCAGCCGGAGGUGUUGCCGGCGGCGGCGAAGUCAAGCAGGCCCAGCUCCGAGCCGAUGUGGACGUGGGACCUCCACACCUUGUCUGAUGCGCUCGGGAUCACGGCCGGGUGCUCAUUGAUGUAGCUCAGCAGCUGCGGCUCGUCGCCGAUGGGAGUGGCUUCGCUGGUGAGGUUGGGGAUGCCGAGGGCCAGGGCCUCCAUUUCCUCCACGAGCCGCGCCUCAUCCUGCUCGACGGCGGUGAGCUUCUGCUUGAGCUCGCGCGCCUCUGCAAGCAGCUCCUCGCGCGAUCUCUCCUUCAUUUUGACCAAAUCAGCGUCGUCGCGGCUCGAGGCCGGGUUGGCGAUCUGGCGGCGCAGGAGGUUAGACCGCUCGCGGACGACGCGGCUGUCCUUCUGGAGAGCCUGCCAUUGUGCAAAGAUUUCGUUGAUGCGUGCUGGGCUCUUACUUUGAUCGGCAUAGUUGCGGUCGAUGCAGUUUUCCUCGUGCAGCUUCGCGUUCUCCCUGAUGUGCCGAAUGUCGAUGAUUGGCUUCGGCGCCCCCGGUGGUCGCUUGACGUCGGCGAAGGCGCGACGAUGAGGCAAGGAGCGGUUAAUGAGGCGUGGUGAGGCCGUGGGACGCAGUAAAGGCUUCGCCACCAUUAUUGAGUGGCGGAAUAGACAUGUUGGAGCUCUCCCCAUGUCGAUGGUCGAUGGACGAGGUGCUAUGGGUUUCGUGGGUGAGGGUACCUGAAUGCCGCUCCUUCAGGACGAGUGAGUUGCGAUGAGCUGAGGUGAAGGUGAUAUUGAUAUUUGGGUGAAUCG
Colletotrichum destructivum is the source of this 9225-nucleotide messenger RNA. RefSeq lists its product as uncharacterized. The transcript is spliced from 2 exons. The coding region runs from base 479 to 7144 and encodes 2221 amino acids. NCBI's taxonomy places the organism in Eukaryota, Fungi, Ascomycota, Sordariomycetes, Glomerellales, Glomerellaceae. The record is from RefSeq and is a predicted model, not a curated record.